CAGCCUCUGGCGCUCAGUAGAUGGGUUUUCAGUGGAUCUUCAGUCCUUAGGACUUCCUGGGCAGUCUUUUAUUUUUCCUUUGCAUCUCAGAAACGCCUGUCAAAUCAGAUUUCGGUAGUGGGUUCGGAUGUUGUGGCGUGAGUUGACCAGUUUACUAUGUACACCAGGGGUUGGAAAAACCACACUAGGUAAAGAACUUGCGUCAAGAUCAGGACUGAAAUACGUUAACGUGGGUGAUUUAGCCAAAGAAGGGCAGUUAUAUGAUGGCUAUGAUGAAGAGUAUGAUUGUCCCAUUUUAGAUGAAGAUCGAGUGGUUGAUGAGUUAGAAAACCAAAUGAAAGAAGGUGGAGUAAUUGUUGAUUACCAUGGUUGUGAUUUCUUCCCUGAACGCUGGUUUCAUAUAGUUUUUGUGCUGAGAACAGAUAACAGUGAAUUGUACAAAAGACUUGAAACAAGGGGUUAUAAUGAGAAGAAACUACAAGACAAUAUUCAAUGUGAAAUUUUUCAAGUUCUUUAUGAGGAAGCCAUGGCAUCCUACAAGGAAGAAAUAGUGCAUCAGCUGGCUAGCAAUAAACCAGAAGAUCUAGAGAAUAAUAUAAAUCAGAUAUUGAAAUGGAUUGAACAAUGGAUCAAAGAUCAUAGCUCUUGACUUACAAGAUUGGCACACAACAGUGACUCUCAUAUCUCUCUGCCCACAUCAUAGAAAUUGUCCCAGUAUCAGUAAAACUGUUGUAUUAAAAUUGUGUUGCAGGACUGGCA
Messenger RNA from Loxodonta africana (African savanna elephant), 759 nucleotides. It is a transcript of the gene AK6, whose product is annotated as adenylate kinase 6. Gene Ontology annotation, cellular component: nucleus; cytoplasm. The coding region runs from base 128 to 649 and encodes 173 amino acids. NCBI's taxonomy places the organism in Eukaryota, Metazoa, Chordata, Mammalia, Proboscidea, Elephantidae. Gene Ontology annotation, molecular function: ATP hydrolysis activity; ATP binding; AMP kinase activity. The transcript has 5 exons. The record is from RefSeq and is a predicted model, not a curated record.